This is a messenger RNA of Caenorhabditis remanei, 1182 nucleotides long. RefSeq lists its product as uncharacterized. The coding region runs from base 1 to 1182 and encodes 393 amino acids. The transcript is spliced from 7 exons. The record is from RefSeq and is a predicted model, not a curated record. NCBI's taxonomy places the organism in Eukaryota, Metazoa, Nematoda, Chromadorea, Rhabditida, Rhabditidae.
AUGUUAUCGCUGCUAUUCAAAGAGUCGCUCACCGAAGAGCAAAAUACGCAAUUGUUCUAUGAAUUCCAGGAAUACCCACAAAAAUAUGAGCAUUACAUUCCGGAUAUUCACACGAAGUUAAGCGUAUACGUUGGAGAUAGGAAAUUGGCACAACAAAUGGCAGACAAGCUGAAACACGAAGGUUUCAAGUUCAUCACCCAAAUUCACCAAGGAAAACCAUUCUUCCAUGACGAUUUUCUGAGUAUUUCGGAACAAACGGAGUCGAAAUGUUUGGAUAGUAUCACAGAUACCGCGGCAGACAUGAGCAACAAUUUCCAAACUCCAAUUUUUGCUCAUCCGACAGCAACUCCAGUUUCGAGAAUGGAACGAAAACCUACUGUCAGAUUCCCUUCUAUCAGAAACGAUUUGAAUCAAUUAUUGAAUCCUCUCCCAGAGCCGUCACCACCUGUCCCAUCAUCUCAACAGUAUGUUACCAUGGAGCAUUUUGAAGAGCUCAGUAGAAAGGCUAAGGAUCAACUCAACGAGUUUUCGAUCAACUUGAUGAGCAAAGUGGAAGCGCUCACUGCAUCUGCAUCUCGUACUGGAAUCGUUCAUGAUCACUCGGGGUACACAAUUCCAGCUCCAUCUCCUGCUGCACCAGUGGCUGAAAUGAGACCUCCGCCAGUGAUGGCGCAGUACAAAGCGAAGAAUGAGUUAAUCGCAAAUGGAAUUCGAUGUGAAAAGUGCAACAAGACAGUCAAAGACGUAGAGCCAAUUACGAAGCUGAUCAUGUCGGUUCGCGAUCAUGUUAUGUCUCAUUUCGACAGUGAAAAUCCGCUUCUCAAAAGACUUUCCUGUCGCGAUUGUCCUGAUUAUCGCACUAACUUCGUUGAUGAUUUCGAAAAGCAUCUGAAAAGACAUGGCUCAAUGACUUCAAUAACAGAGAAACGACAGAAGUUGACUGAGAAUUUGCUCACAGAAACAUAUCUCAAAGAGCUUUCACAGCUGUCCAACCAAUGCUUCCCAGAAGUUUUUGAAAAUGCUCCGCCAUCAAUCAAUACUAUCAUGGCUGUCGACACUCCAUUGAAGGCCAAAAUUUCCGUCUUUCCUCGUCUCGACCGUCUCUAUUGCUCCAAAUUCAAUAUCCCAUAUGCCUCUACUGGACGUGCGUCUCUUCCAGCUCCAUUGAUCAGAAUUGACUGA